UUCACAGGUCUGUGAAACAGCGCGCCAUUGCGCAUGGGCAGAGGACUUCUUGUAUCUCAUCUCUAUGCUCCCCUAGCUCGGUGAAAUAAAAGAGGAGCUGCCCGGACCACUAGCUACAAGCUAAACAUCUCGGAGCUGUAAAAUAACGGUUGCAGGCAAAGCCCCUGCCGUAGGAUGUAGUCCCCAUCAGAUAACGGAAGAGCAGACAGACAACCAGAGCGAGCGCCCCCCUGAAACCCCCCACCACCUCCGCAUCUGCCUUGCGCAGAGGUCGCAGUCCUCCUCGCUACGACAGCACCCCCCUUCCCCCCGACCCCUUCCCAUCCCCGAUCACCAGCAUGUCCGCCGUCACCUCGGCAACCCCAGCCCCGCCCCCCCCUACGAACCCCCCGGCCCCUGAGGUGACCAACUCCGAAAAGCCAGGUCGGAAGACCAACCAGCUGCAGUACAUGCAGAAUGUAGUGGUGAAGACGUUGUGGAAGCACCAGUUUGCGUGGCCCUUCUACACGCCGGUGGACGCCAUCAAACUAGGCCUGCCGGAUUAUCAUAAGAUAAUCAAGAGCCCCAUGGACAUGGGCACAAUCAAGAGGAGGCUGGAGAAUGCCUACUAUUGGAGUGCCAGCGAGUGCAUGCAGGACUUCAACACCAUGUUCACCAACUGCUACAUUUACAACAAGCCCACAGACGAUAUCGUCCUCAUGGCUCAGGCCCUGGAGAAGAUCUUCCUCGGGAAGGUCGCUCAGAUGCCCCAGGAGGAGGUAGAGCUGCUCCCACCUGCCCCGAAGCCCCCCAAAGGCCGCAAGCCUACUGGACCACCCGGAAUAGGUGACCAGCAAGAGGCAGCCGUAUCGUCAGCCUCUCCGCCCUCGUCCUUCCCAGUGCCCACGUCUCCGGAGUCCCAGACGCCGGUCAUCUCCCCAGUGCCCGUGGCCCCCGUCACCUCCAACAUCCCCUCCACACAGAACACGCAGGCUACACCCAUGAUGCCUGUGGGACCGCCCUCUCAGCCCUUGAUCAAAAAAGGGAUCAAGAGGAAAGCGGACACCACCACGCCCAACACCUCAGCCAUCACGGCCAGCCGCAGCGAGUCGCCCACGCCGCUCUCCGAGGUCAAGGGUGGCAAGCCGGGCCCGCGGCGCGAUAGCGUCACCCGGCCCGUCAAGCUGACCAAGAAGGACCCGGAGGAGAUCGAGCUGGGUGCCCCCCAGCCACUCGGCGGUGGUGGCGGCGGCGGCGGCAAGCGCUCGCGCCUCACUGAGCAUCUCAAGCACUGCGACACCAUCCUGAAGGAGAUGCUGUCCAAGAAGCACGCCGCCUACGCCUGGCCCUUCUACAAGCCCGUGGACGCCGACGCGCUAGCCCUGCAUGACUACCACGAAAUCAUCAAGCACCCUAUGGACCUGAGCUCCGUCAAGAAAAAGAUGGACGGUCGGGAGUAUACGGACGCACAGAAUUUUGCUGCAGACGUGCGAUUAAUGUUCUCAAAUUGUUACAAAUACAACCCGCCAGAUCAUGAGGUGGUUGCCAUGGCCAGGAAACUACAGGACGUGUUUGAGAUGCGCUUUGCCAAGAUGCCCGACGAGUCGGCGGCACUGAGCCCGGUGGGCGGCAGUGCGGCGGGCGGGCCGGUGGUCAGUAAGAGCACGGGCAGCAGCGGCGGCAGCAGCGGUGACUCCUCCUCCGACGACACCUCCGACUCCGAGGAGGAGCGCGCCACUCGCCUGGCAGAGCUGCAGGAACAGGUGGGUGCUGAACAGCAGCGGUUGUCUGAAAAGAAGCCCAUUGCUUGCAGGCGGGGGAGUAAAAACGGGUUGCAUCAGCUGAAGGCCGUCCACGAGCAGCUGGCCGCUCUCUCUCAGGCCCCCGUCAGCAAACCAAAGAAGAAGAAGGAGAAGAAAGAGAAGGACAAGAAGAAGAAGGAGCGUGACAACAAGCACAGCAAAGCCAAGCCCGAGGACGACAAGAAGGCCAAGCCGAGCGCGGGGCAGCCCGCCAAAGCGGCCCAGCAGAAGAAGGCGCCGUCCAAGAAGGCCAACAGCACCAUCCCAGCCUCAAGGCAACCAAAGAAGGGUGGCCGCACGGGCGAGACGGACGAGGAGGAGGAGUGUCUGCCCAUGACGUACGACGAGAAGCGACAGCUGAGCUUGGACAUCAACCGGCUGCCGGGCGAGAAGCUGGGCCGAGUGGUGCACAUCAUCCAGACGCGCGAGCCCUCGCUGCGCGACUCCAACCCUGACGAGAUCGAGAUCGACUUUGAGACGCUCAAGCCGUCCACGCUGCGCGAGCUGGAGAAGUACGUCAAGUCCUGCCUGCAGAAGAAGCAGAGGAAACCCUUACAGAAAGGCUCGGGCCCUGGUUCCGGUCCGUCUCGUUUGAGUGGCAGCAGCAGCUCGUCAGACUCGGGGAGCAGCAGCUCCAGCGGCUCCAGCUCGGACAGCAGCGACUCUGACUGAACACACACACACACUCACACACACACACACACACACACACACACACACGGUCUCCCCUCCCU
Messenger RNA from Clupea harengus (Atlantic herring), 2515 nucleotides. RefSeq names its product bromodomain containing 3a (gene brd3a). Gene Ontology annotation, cellular component: chromatin; nucleus. Gene Ontology annotation, biological process: regulation of DNA-templated transcription; chromatin remodeling. The record is from RefSeq and is a predicted model, not a curated record. NCBI's taxonomy places the organism in Eukaryota, Metazoa, Chordata, Actinopteri, Clupeiformes, Clupeidae.